Molecule: messenger RNA, 3356 nt
Organism: Trematomus bernacchii (emerald rockcod)
Lineage: Eukaryota; Metazoa; Chordata; Actinopteri; Perciformes; Nototheniidae
Product: thrombospondin-2-like
Exons: 20
Coding region: 1-2952 (983 amino acids)
Biological process (GO): negative regulation of angiogenesis; cell adhesion
Cellular component (GO): extracellular region
Molecular function (GO): calcium ion binding; protein binding
Source: RefSeq, a predicted model, not a curated record
AUGAAUCCACUGAGAGGUUUCCCCUGGCUUUUGAUAUUCUUCUAUGCAGCAGCUGUGUGCGCAGGUGUGGGUGGUGCAAAGGUCGACAAUGUGUCGUCAGAAGUCUGUCGUCAUCCAUGUGACGAGCUGGUGGGCUUGCUCACUGAGAUCCAAGGCCUGCGUAUUGUGACCGGAAACCUGCUGGAAGACCUGGACAGAGUAUCAAAAGAAAAUGAGGAGAUGCGGAUAUCUUUGGCUGAGCUGAUCAAAAGCAGAAAGGGGAACAUCAGCAGUAGUAACAUCCGCAGCAACGGCAACAGGACCAGCAACAACAACAGCAACAAAAACGGCAUCAACAACAACAGGAGCAGUAACAACAGGAGCAGUGGCGGCAGUGAUGAUGUCAAUGAUCUUGACAGAGACGGGGGGGUCUGGUGUAUGCAGGAUGGACGCGUGUACGAGCAGGGGGAGGAUUGGGAGGUUGACAGCUGCACCUCCUGUGCUUGUCAGGAUGGAAAGGUGGCGUGUCAGCAGGUGUUUUGCCCUUCUUUAUCCUGCAUUAAUCCAACCUUUAUCGAUGGAGAGUGCUGUCCUGUCUGUCUCAAUGAUAAAAAUGGCUGGUCCCUGUGGUCUGAGUGGACCCACUGUUCAGUGACCUGUGGACGUGGGGGGCAGCAGAGGGGCCGGUCCUGUAACGGCAUCAUGCCUUCCUGUGCCGGCCCGUCAGUCCAGACCCGCAGCUGCAUGCCCGUGAAGUGUGACCGCAAGGCGCGGCCUGACGGGAACUGGAGCCUUUGGUCUCCGUGGUCUGCGUGUACAACCACGUGUGGAGAAGGCAGCAUCACACGGGUUCGUCUCUGCAACCAGCCUCCACCACAGAAGGGAGGCAAAGGGUGCACAGGCAGCCCCAUAGAUACAAAACCUUGCAACAAUACACGUUGCCCCAUUGCUGGAGGCUGGACAAGCUGGAAUGAAUGGUCGCUGUGCUCAGGGUCCUGUGGUGGAGGUCUUAUGAGCCGCCAGCGGGAGUGUUUGAACCCUGCCCCUCAGCACGGGGGGAAGCCUUGUGCUGGAGACGCUGUGGACUAUGAAGCAUGUAACAAACAACCCUGUCCAAUAGAUACUUGUUUGCGUUCAAAUCCAUGUUUUCCUGGAGUGAAGUGCACAUCCCACAGCGAUGGAUCAUGGGAGUGUGGAAGUUGUCCGUUGGGUUUACAUGGCAAUGGCUCUCACUGUGAAGAUGAGAACGAGUGUGAAGUGGAAAGUGUGUGUGUCACAGAGUGUGUAAACACAGAUCCCGGCUUCCACUGUCUACCUUGUCCUCCUCGCUACAAAGGCACCCAGCCGUUCGGCCUCGGACUGCAGGAAGCCCUGAAAACCAGGCAGGUGUGUGAGCCAUAUAAUCCAUGCAAAGACAACACACACACCUGCCACAAGUAUGCAGAGUGUGUGUACCUGGGCUUGGCAUCUGAGGUUUUGUUUAAGUGUGUGUGCGCUGUGGGAUUUGCUGGCGACGGCCUUCUGUGUGGUGAAGACUCUGAUCUGGAUGGCUGGCCAAACAACAGAUUACCCUGCAAGCAGAAUGCAACCUAUCACUGUCAAAAGGAUAAUUGCCCCGCGCUACCAAACUCUGGACAGGAAGACCUGGACAAGGACGGACAGGGAGACGCCUGUGAUCCUGACGACGACAACGAUGACAUCAUAGAUGAGAGGGACAACUGCCCGCUGAUGUACAACCCUAGGCAGUUUGACUCAGACAGAGAUGGAGUCGGGGAUCGCUGUGACAACUGUCCGUUUGAUAUCAACCCGCUGCAGACGGACACUGAUGACAAUGGAGAGGGAGACGACUGCAGCAUUGACAUUGAUGGAGAUGAGGUUCUGAAUGACCGUGACAACUGUCCUUUAGUCUACAACACAGACCAGAGGGACACAGACCUGGACGGUGUGGGGGACCAGUGUGACAACUGUCCCCUUCUCCACAACCCAAUGCAGCUGGACUCUGACAGUGACCUGGUGGGGGACAUGUGCGACGACAACGAGGACAUCGAUGAGGACGGCCUUCAAAACUCUCUGGAUAACUGUCCCUACAUUCCCAAUAGCAACCAGGCUGACCAUGAUAAUGAUGGGAAGGGCGACGUCUGUGACCAUGACGACGACAAUGAUGGCAUCCCAGAUGACCGGGACAACUGCAGACUAGUGUCUAACAGGGACCAGCUGGACUCUGACGGUGAUAGGAGUGGAGAUGCUUGCUUCGAUGACUUUGACAAUGACAGUAUUCCAGAUGCUCUGGAUCCAUGUCCGCUGAACCAGGAUAUUGGCUCUAUAGACUUCAGGAAGUUUCAGGUUGUUCUAUUGGACCCUAAAGGCACCACGCAGUCGGAGCCUCUCUGGGUUAUCCGCAGCCAAGGCACAGAGCUGCUGCAGAUGGCUAACUCAGACCCUGGCAUCGCUUUAGGAUAUGACAAGUUUAGCGCGGUGGACUUCAGUGUGACGUUUUAUGUGAAUACCAACCGAGAUGACGACUAUGCAGGCGUUGUGUUCUCCUACCAGUCCAGUAAACGCUUCUAUGUUGUCAUGUGGAAACAGGUGUCUCAGGCGUACUGGGAGAAAAAGCCAUUCAAAGCUUUUGGCACAGCGGGAGUCUCCAUCAAAGUGGUCAACUCCACCACAGGACCAGGGGAGUACCUACGCAACGCCCUGUGGCACACCGGAAACACCAGACAACAGGUCAGAACUCUGUGGCAUGAUCCCAAUAAAAUUGGCUGGAAAGACUACACAGCCUACCGAAUGCACCUUAUCCACAGACCCAAGACUGGAUUCAUCAGGGUGGUGGUGUACGAGGGCAGGGAGAUUUUAUCCGACUCGGGGGCGGUGUAUGACCACACCCUGGCUGGAGGCAGACUGGGACUGUUUGUCUUCUCUCAGGAACGUGUCCUCUUCUCAGACCUCAGAUAUGAGUGCAGAGAUAACUGAGUUCUUUUGGUGGAAUAUUCAGGAAACUCUUCAACAACCCACAAGAUAUCCACAUUAAUUGCCGAAAAUCUUACUACAAUUGAGAGAGGGCAAGAGGGAGAGUUAUAAAGAGGGAGCCCCAGGUCACUCAUUCAUAGUCCAGAUAAAGACACAAGAUUAUCAAUUGGUGACCUUCAUCUAUUCAUCAGCUUUUUGUGCACUAGUAUUGACUCCAGGCUGUCUUAUUUGCUGUACAUAACUGUACGACUCAGACAGCAUCUCUUGCUUUUCAUUUGAUUUUUGCUUAUGGUUGUACAUACUUAUUUAUUGCCAGAUGUCGGAUAAAAGGGAGAGAUUGGAGGAUAAAUUGAUGAUACAUUAAGUAGAGAAGCACUAUCCAAAUGUCUGGUAGUAACUUAUCAAUA